Glycine soja is the source of this 1757-nucleotide messenger RNA. RefSeq lists its product as uncharacterized. The record is from RefSeq and is a predicted model, not a curated record. NCBI's taxonomy places the organism in Eukaryota, Viridiplantae, Streptophyta, Magnoliopsida, Fabales, Fabaceae. The coding region runs from base 651 to 1424 and encodes 257 amino acids. The transcript is spliced from 3 exons.
UCUGGACAACAUCAACCUAAUCCAGUUUCGUUAUUCGCCCGACACAUUUUUUCUCCGAUCCCCUAUUCCUCUCCAUUCUCCGCUGUGUCGAUUUUUGUUACUCAAAAGGGAAAUUGAUUUGAUAGAUAGACAGAUAGAUCGUUUCUAUGGGUUAAAGUGAAAUCCGAAUCCGAAUCUGAAUCUGAAUCUGAUCUAAUCAUUUUCAUGUUAGGGCGUGCGAUCUCCAAUCAAGCGCGGUUGUGUUUAGGUUUCAUUUUGUUGGGCGUGUGAGUCGUAGGGGGUUUCGAAGAGCAUAGAAUAAUGCCUUCGGUGCCCGUUGAUCUCCGUCUAGUUCCUUCUUUGACCGUUUUCCAUGGUGGAUCCUCUUUUCAUCGUCUGAAAAAUCUUGAAAAAAGUGAUCGGCGUGGUAAUCUUAGUUAACACUAGGUCUUUCGUUUUCUUCCACCUUCUCUUUCUUUUCUCGCUCUCUUUUGGUCGUCGUUGUUGUUGGUUCUGCUCUGAGCGAGCUGUGAUUAAUUCGUCAGCGGAUCGGGAUCGAGGGUUUGCUAUUGUUGUUCUUUCUGUGUUUGGUUGCUAUUCUCUGCUCCUGUUUUGAUAGUGUUGUAGUUGCAGCUCCAAACGUCGUUUUAUAAGUUGCCUCUUAGUACCUGAUGCUAUUGAUGGACACGUGCUCUAAUACCAAUGUUGUGCAUGACGACAACUUCAUAAGUAAUCUUGGAAGGACUUUUAGUGAGUCAUUACACAUUCAAGAUGCUCAGAAAUCUUUACUUGCUUCUGAGGGGAGUGACAUCUAUAAUGUGAAUGAGGAAAAAAUAUGUAAAGCAAUGAAAGAUCAAGCGACAAAAGUAAAUAUGGCGUGCUUGAAAAAAUCUGCAACCUUUCCAAUUCCUAAUACCAUGUUGCCUUCAAGCUCGUCUGAUAAGGAGGCUGAUACUUCAGUCACAGAACCACUCUAUGAGCAUUCUGCUCAUCAAACUUACUCACGCUCUGUAUCUCUGCCUGCUCCUCUGAAGCUUAUACCUGCCAUAAAAGGUAGCCGUGAGAAACAUGGGGGUUCACAGGUGAAAUUGAAUGUGAAAUGGGCCGCUGAUGUGUAUGAUCCAGUGCCUACAUUGUUAUCUCACACUGUAAGAAGCAACAAGAAGCAACAGAAAUCCAGGAAGAAGAAGCCUGAAAAGAAGAAUGGAAAGAAGGGUCAAAAAGGAAAUUCAUCUCGUGGGGGCAGCAGCAAAGAUAAGCAGUUUCGCAAGCUAGGUGGGACUUCUGGUUUGUGCUACAAGUCAAUGGAUUCUUGUGAUAAAGUGCUUGGAGUUGCUACUGAAUUAGAUGCUCUUGAUGUUCGAAGCCAGGAUUCGUACUGUGGAACUAGCUUCCUUAAAAAAUCAGUUACUGAACUGCACUACUCGGUUGCAGAAGCACUAUGAGUGAAAUACUCUGAAUGUCUUUUCUUAUUUCCUUCAUCGUACAUAAAUAAGCUAUAUUUUGCUGUUGGCUUGUUUGGUGGAAAAAAAAAAAAAAGACAUGGGAUUGUAUGGUGAAAGCUAUUUGGUAACUCUUUAGAGUACAUGCAGUCAAGAUUGGCAUUUUUAUUUGUGAUGUGGGACAAGUUUUUUGGUAGAUGAGGUCGUGUCUAGCCUUUCCAGUCAUUAAUUCUAGUGAGGGAUCUCUGAAGUGGUGUUCUUUUGUUGAUAACCUCUGUAUCGUUGGAUUUGUGUUUUGAUUAUAUUGUCGUUUGAUGAUAAAUGGUGCUGCUAAAA